Molecule: messenger RNA, 1803 nt
Organism: Peromyscus californicus insignis
Lineage: Eukaryota; Metazoa; Chordata; Mammalia; Rodentia; Cricetidae
Gene: Mrpl1
Product: mitochondrial ribosomal protein L1
Exons: 11
Coding region: 655-1629 (324 amino acids)
Biological process (GO): translation
Cellular component (GO): large ribosomal subunit; mitochondrion
Molecular function (GO): RNA binding; structural constituent of ribosome
Source: RefSeq, a predicted model, not a curated record
GUGCGCGUGCGCGCCGGGCGGCCAAGCCGCUGCCGGCUUGCCGGUUUCCUUCCUCGCCCUCGCUGGUGUUUUGGAAAUUAAAAAAAAAAAAAGAAAGAAAAAAAAUUUCUCCUUUAUUAGAUCGAGAAGAUGGGUACGAUGAUCAAAACCUACGCGCUUACGGGUGUGGGGGAAGACACGCGCGGGCCCUCGCGUGGGCUCCGCACGGCUGGCUCCCCGAUGCUGGCCCCCCGGCGGCGCGGGCCCGCAGCAGAGCCCAGGGCAUGCUAGCUGGUUAAGGAGACGUCAGGAAGAAAGUGGGCAGUCCUGGAGGUGUGGAGGAGACUGCCAACAUUGAGUGAAGGCUGAACUGAAAUUUUAAGGAAAAAAAAAAAAAUUUACUCUGGCACAGUGAUAUUCAAGCAGCAGCCCCAGAGGAACAAAGUCACAGAGGCUGUAAAGCUUUUGUGCCUUAACUACAAAACGGAGCCCCCGCCUGGGGAAACUGACAGGAAGGCCGCCACGAAGGCACUUAAGCCAGGUCGCUCUCCGCCCUGUUCCUUUGCUCCUACCAACACCUUCCCCCUUUGCCGGCUUCCGAGCGGAACCUUUUUCGCCUGUCCGUGCAGUUGAACCGCGGGACCAAUUUCGUCAACACAAUCCGGAGUAGUCAACAUGGCGGCCGCCAUAAGAUGCCUCAGUAGAGUCUUGAGACAACAUCAAAGGCAUUGUCUUUCCAAGACAGCUUACCAGGCCCCUCCUUACCCUUGCUCUGAGAAUGUUCUCUGGACUCACAGACAUUUUGCUGCUGCUGCUACAAAGCCAGCGAGGAAAAUUAAGAAAGAAGGAAAAGACAAGGAAAAGAUGUCAGAUGAAAAAGCAGAUGAUAUAGAAAAGAUAAAGUCAUACACCUACAUGGAAAGUGAACCUGAAGAUGAUGUCUAUUUAAAACGCUUGUACCCGAGGCGGAUCUAUGAGGUGGAGAAAGCUGUUGACUUACUUAAGAAAUUUCAGGUUCUGGACUUUACCAAUCCAAAGCAAGGCGUUUAUCUUGAUUUAACAUUAGAUAUGGCAUUGGGGAAAAAGAAAAAGGUGGAGCCUUUUGCCAGUGUUAUCAGCUUACCCUACCCUUUUGCUUCAGAAGUCAACAGAGUUGCUGUAUUUACAGGGAAUGCAUCAGAGAUUAAAAUAGCAGAAGAGAAUGGAGCUGUGUUUGCAGGAGGAGUGGAUCUGGUUAAGAAGAUCUUGGAUGAUGAGGUUGUUGUGGACUUUUAUGUAGCUGUUCCAGAAAUAAUGACUGAACUUAAUCCAUUGAGGAAGAAACUGAAAAAAAGAUUUCCAAAGGCUACUAGAAAUUCCAUUGGCCGUGACAUCCCCAAAAUGCUUGAAUUAUUUAAAACUGGACAUGAAAUUAUGGUAGAUGAAGAAAGGCCAAAUUUUCUCAGCACCAAAAUAGCAACAUUGGAUAUGCCAAGUGACCAGUUAACUGCUAAUCUUCAAGCAGUUAUAAAUGAAGUCUGCAGGCACAGACCACUAAAUCUGGGUCCGUUUGUGGUGCGUGCCUUCCUUCGUAGUUCAACCAGUGAGGGUUUGCUGCUCAAGACCGACACGCUGUUGCCCAAAGAAGCUGAAACCAAAGAAGCUGCCUGAGAGUUGUGUUGUGAAAUUAUUGGGGGACAGGAUUAAAAACAACAGAGAAAUCUAUAAAACUGUGUCAUUUCUAGUUUGGUUCCUUGUGUUUUCUUGAUCAGUAUAUUUAGAAGUAAAUUUUAACACCUUUUUUUUUUUACAGUUUCAAAAAUAAAUGUCAGUUUUUAAAAAUGC